Olea europaea var. sylvestris is the source of this 537-nucleotide messenger RNA. RefSeq lists its product as uncharacterized. Bases 1 to 537 code for a protein of 178 amino acids. The record is from RefSeq and is a predicted model, not a curated record. NCBI's taxonomy places the organism in Eukaryota, Viridiplantae, Streptophyta, Magnoliopsida, Lamiales, Oleaceae. The transcript has a single exon.
AUGGAUGCUUGUCACUUAUUACUCGGUCGCCCAUGGCAAUAUGAUAGAAAAGUAUUGCAUGAUGGAUUUAAGAAUACAUAUUCAUUUGUAAAAGAUGGUGUGAAGAUUGUGUUAGGUCCUACAAAAAUCGAAAAAGUUUCUCAAACAUCGAGAGUGGAGAGCAAUAAUUUUUUGACAGGAGCUGAGGUAAGAAAGAAUAUAGAGGAGACGCGUGAGGCUUAUGUCCUUUUUGUGUUGGAAGAAAAUGAAGAGCAUACCGAGUUGCCUCCAAUCAUGGGUAAUUUACUCCACGAAUUUACCGAUGUUAUACCUGAUGAGAUACCUCCGGGACUACCACCAAUGAGGGAUAUACAACAUUGCAUUGAUUUUAUACCUGGUGCUAGUCUUCCAAAUAAGGUUGCUUAUAGAAUGAAUCCGAAGGAGCAGGAAGAUUUACAGAGGCAAGUUGAUGAUUUACUGGCAAAAGGGUUCGUGAAAGAAAGUAUGAGUCCUUGUGCUGUCUCAGCACUUCUUGUAACAAAAAUGGAUGGUUCCUAG